Messenger RNA from Symbiodinium sp. CCMP2592, 1164 nucleotides. NCBI's taxonomy places the organism in Eukaryota, Dinophyceae, Suessiales, Symbiodiniaceae. The record is from the annotation of a GenBank genome assembly.
AUGUCCGUGCACCAGGUGGAUAAGUGGGGGGACACGCCGAUCUUUUACGCGGUGGAGUUCCAGAAGCUUGAGACGAUCAUAUGCCUGCUAAAGAAAGGAGCAUCUCUCGCUGCUCUCAACCGGGAGGGGCAGUCGCCUGCCAGCAUAGCCUCUUUGGAACUCACUCGCGAGCUGCAGGCACGGGUGGAGGAAUGGGGCGAGCCCCUAAAGGCGCCAUCUCCAGAGCCAGAAUCCCCGAAGGCGCAGAAACGGAAACGGGCGGAGGAGGAGGAGGAGGAGGAGCUGGAGCUCUCAGCGGCAGAGGGCGUUCGAGCCUUGGAAGAGUGGGCCCAAAGGCCACCGAAGUUCCGCAAGAGUGCGAAGCAGAACAGACGGCAGCGCAAAGAGGCUGAAGUCCUUUGUGAGACCACCGAGUUCAGGCCCGAGUACAGCAUCGAACUCCCGGCAGCAGAUGCUCUGGAGGAGAUCCGCCAGCUGGAGAAGACCGUGGUGGUAGAGCAAGCCGAGCUCUUCAAAGCGCAGUUCUUCAUCCGCUCAUGCAGGGCGGCUGACUUCUGCUCCGUGCUGGGCGCUUGCGAGAAGGACUGUCAGUUUUUCCGGGAGUACUCGGAGGCCGUGGCCAAGCGUGGGAAGUCCGGAUCCCUCGUGCUUGUGGCUCGGGCGAAACGAACCGACCGCAUCGUGGCCUUUCUCCGUGCGGACUUGCGUGACCACGAGCUGGUCAUUCGCCGUCACCAGGUGCAUCAAGACCACCACGGCCAAGGACUCGACAAACUGCUAAUCCAGUGCGCCGAGGCCCAGGCAUUGAGCACGGGAUGGGAUUUUCAAUCCGUUACGGUGCGCCUGCUGAACGUGCACUCUGCAGCGCAGCGGAAGUUCUUGAGACUUGGCUUCGACAUCAAGGAGGAGCCAGCAGCAGACCCGUCUAUGAGCACGCUCUCCAUGCGCCUGAAGAUGGUCCGACGCGCGAAUCACGUCCCGGCUCCCCCAAGCGAAAGCGAGCGCUUUCCACCAAUAAAGCCCUACGCACCUUGGCUUUCGUUUCAGAUGUCGGAUACACCUGCAGAGGAGCCGAUGUUCCGAGCUCUCAACGCCGCAAUGUGGGACGACGUUGACUCUUUGACCCAUCCGUCGAUGCCCCCUCUCAUUCCCGUCACACCAUAG